CACGCCCAAGCCUGUGUUUCCGGUUUUCGGCAUUUGACGACGAUGCGGCCAACAUCCGCUCGUCUGCUGAACAUUCUGGUGCCAGUCAAACGGGCCGUCGACUAUGCCGUCAAAAUCCGCGUAAACCCACAACAAACUGGGGUCGACCUCAAUGUUAAGCACUCUAUGAAUCCAUUUGAUGAGAUAGCGGUGGAGGAAGCGGUCCAGUUGCGCAAGCGACUGAAAGACGCGGUUCAGUCGAUAAAGGUUGUUACUAUAGGUCCUCCCAAGGCCUCCGAGACACUGAGGACUGCUCUCGCCAUGGGCGCGGAUUCUGCGAUCCACAUCGAAAUUCCCGAAGCUGACCCAGCUCCGGAACCACUUGGCGUUGCGCGGGCGUUGGCAAAACUCAUCGAGCGGGAAAAAGUGGAUCUAGUGAUCAUGGGAAAGCAAGCAAUCGACGACGAUGCAGGCCAAACUGGACAAAUGCUUGCUGGGCUGCUUGACUGGCCACAAGCAACCUUCGCAAGCAAGCUUGACGUCGACCCAGAAGCAAAAUCGGCCACUGUUCUUCGUGAAGUCGAUGGCGGUUCAGAGGAGAUAAAAUGUCGCCUUCCUUUGGUUGUAACGACGGAUUUGCGGCUCAAUGAACCGCACUACGCGACUCUUCCCAACAUCAUGAAGGCAAAGAAGAAGCCGCUUGAAAAGCUUACUCCGGCUGAUCUUUCUGUGGACCUCACUCCACGACUGGAGACAAUCAAAGUUACUGAGCCACCAGCACGGAUAGGGGGAGGCAAGGUUGCGAAUGUAGACGAGCUUGUUGCCAAGCUCAAGGAAGCUGGAUUCACUGCCGCUUAA
Mycena indigotica is the source of this 837-nucleotide messenger RNA. Its product is annotated as putative electron transfer flavoprotein subunit beta. The record is from RefSeq and is a predicted model, not a curated record. Lineage: Eukaryota; Fungi; Basidiomycota; Agaricomycetes; Agaricales; Mycenaceae. The transcript has 5 exons. Bases 43 to 837 code for a protein of 264 amino acids. Gene Ontology annotation, cellular component: cytosol. Gene Ontology annotation, molecular function: electron transfer activity.